AUGAUGGAAUUGUCUGCUUCUGCUUCGCCUGUCUCAGGAAUCGGGCAAGUCCGGGGUAAUGGACAACUGGAUGAACCUGUUGGUACAACGACGAAGAGAACACGAGUAUCUAGGCCAAGAAAUUAUGAGCGCAAGAAAGUCAGUAGAGCCUGUGAUACGUGCAAAGAGAAGAAAUUACGAUGUGCAGGCACUCAACCAUGUCCCCGCUGUAUUUCCCACAACCUCCGAUGCCAAUACAAUGCCGAACAUCGACGAGGGAAACCUGCUCCUCCCCAGCCUGGAUCUCAAAUCACGAGUCCAAGUGCGAGCAGAGUCACCGCGUUCCCGAGUCCAGACAAUCAGUCACGAGAUCAGCUUCGAGGCAAUGUUGAUAACGGACAUGAGCGUGUUCCUUCUCUUCCGGCUUCAGAGCAACGAAACCCAGAACACAGCUGGCAAGGAGUCGAUGAGAGCAGAUUAGAGAAUGACUAUAUUGGACCAACUUCUGGUAUUGCAUUCUUAGCCCGAUCGCAGAAAAGGUUACAGCAAGAUUUUAUCGAAUCACGCUCCAGCAAUGCUGAGCAAUCCUCGCAGACCUCCAUAUUCUCUUACGGUGAUGGUUGGGUUCCAGAGCAGCAAGCCGACUUCAAUUUCCCGAGUAAAGAUGAGUCGAUGUACUUGCUGCAACAGUACUUUGACUUUGCUAUGCCGACUUACAGAUUCCUGCAUCGAGAGACUGUCGAGACGUGGCUCCAAAGUAUACACAGCUCAUUGGAAAACGAAAAUAGCGGGGUAGUUCCAGUCUCCAAAGCAAGACAAGCUUUGAUUAUUUUGAUACUUGCGACUGCAAAACUCUACAAUGGCGAUGAUCUAGAAAGAGAUCUGGAAAAUAGCAGUAUAUACUAUGCAGCUGCCGAGCGACUGUUGACCAAUGAGACUGGAAAAGUCACGCUGGAGGCUGUGCAGGCAAGAUUGUCUCAGUGUAUAUACCUUCUAGCAUCCUCUCGAGUAAAUCGUGCUUGGUAUAUUUUUGGGACAACGGCACAGUUGAUCAUCGCUCUUGGGCUUCACAGGCGCCAAUUGUAUCAGCCAUCAGCCCCGAACCAGCUCAGCGUUCUUCUUGAAUACCGGAAGAGAGUUUUCUGGAGCGCGUACACUCUUGAUCGAUACUUGAGCGUAAUCUUAGGGCGUCCGAGGAUCUUCAGAGACGAGGAUAUUGACCAACCUCUACCGGAGCGGUCUGGAAUUUGUUCUGAUUCUGGUCACAAGAGUGGGCAAAAGUCGAAACACGUCCAUUCCGUCGACGAUGGCCCAAUCUUUCACGCAAGGCUUGCAAAGAUUAUCGGAGGCAUAUCCAGUGAUCUCUACCCGACAAAUCGCAUUGACGAAGGGGCAUGGCAACAGUCUGCCGAACGGUGGACUGGUGAGCUGAAGGCUUGGAAGACAUCGCUGCCAGCAUUUCUCAAUCCUUCAAAGGUCGAUCCCUCGAUGUUGAUUUCUAUUUAUCAGCGCCAGAGUACUGUUUUGAGUUUGGCAUACGCCCAUGCACUCAUUCUCGCUAAUCGACCUUCUUUGUUGAGUAAUUUUGCAGACUUGGCCAAACGUACAGAACCGCCAUCAGAUGAGCCCAGUAACAGUCUUAAGGAGUGCAUUUCGGCAGCUAUGAUUGUUGUGGAUACUGUCACAGACUUGAUCGAGGAAAAAAGAAUGCGGCAUUCUUUCUGGUUUACUCAUUACAUAUCCUUUUGCGCCAUUUCCACACUUUAUGUGUACACACUACAGCAAUGCCUCCUCCCUAGGCAAUCAGGUUCCUCUACCCCUCCCGAUACACAUGUGUUUGAAGCGGCGCGGAAGUGUCAGCAGAGUAUCGAAGAGACAACGACAAAAGCUUCGCCGUUCGCGAAGUACAACAUCAUUCUGGAGGAACUGAAGAAAGAGGUUUUGCAGCAUCUCGGCCCUCAAUAUACAGAGUCUACUAGGCUUGAUUCUUCCAUUCAACAGCGUCCAGGGAAUGGUCAUCCGUCGCAGUCUGCUGAUCAAUCCAUUUCUCUUGGGCCAACUGAGGAGAUAAUAACUUCUGAUAAUCUUGCAAUGGAUUCUGCCCAGUUUUCUGACGCUCUCGCCAACGACACUUCACGACAUUUGGGUCUCAAUCUCAUCCAGUCCCAGUUUUAUGAUCCCCAUCAACUAGCGAUUAGUGGAGAUCCGUCCUAUGAUUUAGUUUCUGGCAAUAUGUAUCUCCCUGGAAUUCAAGGUGCUAUGAUGGGCUGGUCUGAAUUCGACUCUUGUGCACUUACAUGGCCCGAUGUAUUUGGAGGCUUGGAGCAAGGAUACGAGAUAUAA
Cadophora gregata is the source of this 2322-nucleotide messenger RNA. RefSeq lists its product as uncharacterized. Gene Ontology annotation, cellular component: nucleus. Bases 1 to 2322 code for a protein of 773 amino acids. The record is from RefSeq and is a predicted model, not a curated record. Gene Ontology annotation, molecular function: zinc ion binding; sequence-specific DNA binding; DNA-binding transcription factor activity, RNA polymerase II-specific. Lineage: Eukaryota; Fungi; Ascomycota; Leotiomycetes; Helotiales; Ploettnerulaceae. The transcript has 5 exons. Gene Ontology annotation, biological process: DNA-templated transcription; positive regulation of transcription by RNA polymerase II.